Messenger RNA from Momordica charantia (bitter melon), 593 nucleotides. RefSeq names its product large ribosomal subunit protein eL38z/eL38y. Gene Ontology annotation, cellular component: ribosome; cytosolic large ribosomal subunit. Gene Ontology annotation, biological process: protein-RNA complex assembly; translation. NCBI's taxonomy places the organism in Eukaryota, Viridiplantae, Streptophyta, Magnoliopsida, Cucurbitales, Cucurbitaceae. Gene Ontology annotation, molecular function: structural constituent of ribosome. The record is from RefSeq and is a predicted model, not a curated record.
CCGCCCCAAGGAAUCAGCCCUAUAAAUACGAGUUGCUCAGAACUAGGGUUUCAGCCUUCUUAAUCAGCAACUUCACGGCUUCUCUGUACUUCGACAACAAUGCCGAAGCAAAUUCACGAGAUCAAAGAUUUCCUUCUCACUGCCAGAAGGAAGGAUGCACGCUCUGUGAAAAUCAAGAGGAGCAAAGAUGUCGUCAAGUUCAAAGUUCGAUGUUCCAAAUAUCUUUAUACUCUGUGUGUUUUUGACUCUGAGAAGGCAGACAAGUUGAAGCAGUCUCUUCCACCAGGUUUGAGUGUCCAAGAUCUGUGAAAAUAUGUUUGGUUAAAGCCUUCUCAAAUGAUCACGAGAAGAGGACUGGAUUUUUGUUUUAAUGGGUUUUUUUUUUCUUUUGCUCCAAGGAUUUAGAGAUACAAUUUAAGGCGAAUGGAUUUGAAGUUGUAGGAAUUCAUUCUCUCUUGUUUUCUGAUGGAUUUGUUGAAAUUUAGACUUCUUGUGCUGAGUUUAUUAUGGGAUAUCCAAUUAACGUUUCAGUAAAAUUAUGAACUCUUACGGAGUUUCGAAUGGAAAGUUAGAUGGGAACAAAUUCGAAAAUU